Messenger RNA from Haliaeetus leucocephalus (bald eagle), 1732 nucleotides. It is a transcript of the gene KLF5, whose product is annotated as Kruppel-like factor 5 (intestinal). The coding region runs from base 16 to 1113 and encodes 365 amino acids. The record is from RefSeq and is a predicted model, not a curated record. Gene Ontology annotation, biological process: regulation of transcription by RNA polymerase II. The transcript is spliced from 3 exons. Gene Ontology annotation, molecular function: DNA-binding transcription factor activity, RNA polymerase II-specific; RNA polymerase II cis-regulatory region sequence-specific DNA binding. NCBI's taxonomy places the organism in Eukaryota, Metazoa, Chordata, Aves, Accipitriformes, Accipitridae.
UAGACAAGAUGUGAAAUGGAGAAAUACCUGGCACCUCAGCUCCCACCCGUUCCCGUCAUCCCUGAACAUAAGAAAUACAGAAGAGACAGUGCCUCGGUUGUAGACCAGUUUUUCACUGACAGCGAAGGGUUGCCUUACAGCAUCAACAUGAACGUCUUCCUCCCUGACAUUAGCCACCUGAGAACUGGCCUGUACAAAUCUCAGAGACCCUGUGUAACCCACAUCAAGACAGAGCCGGUCACCAUCUUCAGUCACCAGAGCGAAACUACUGCCCCUGCCCCCGCCCCUACUCAGGCCCUCCCCGAAUUUACCAGCAUCUUCAGCUCUCACCAAACUCCCGAUGUGAACAACAUUUUCAUCAAGCAGGAGCUUCCUACUCCAGAUGUUCAUCUUUCCGUCACGCCCCAGCAAGGCCAGUUAUAUCAGCUCUUGAGCUCACCGGAUUUAGAUAUGCCCAACACUACUACUCAGGCAGCCGUGAUGGACUCCCUUAACAAUGUCUCCAUGCCGUCAGCCAUGGCGGGCCUUAACACGCUCUCCUCGGCUGUUCCACAGACUGCAAUGAAACAGUUCCAGGGCAUCCCCCCCUGCACCUACACCAUGCCAAACCAGUUUCUGCAGCAGCAGGCCACUUAUUUCCCUCCUUCGCCCCCAAGCUCAGAGCCUGGAAGUCCAGACAGACAAGCAGAGAUGCUACAGAAUUUAACCCCUCCUCCGUCAUAUGCCGCAACUAUAGCUUCCAAGCUGGCAAUUCACAAUCCGAAUUUACCAGCGACUCUGCCCAUAACCCCCCAGAACAUCCAACCAGUCAGAUACAACAGGAGAAGUAACCCAGAUUUGGAGAAAAGACGUAUUCACUACUGUGACUAUCCCGGCUGCACGAAAGUUUAUACAAAGUCUUCUCACUUAAAAGCGCACCUGAGAACUCACACGGGUGAGAAACCGUACAAGUGCACCUGGGAAGGCUGCGACUGGAGAUUUGCUCGCUCGGAUGAAUUAACACGCCACUACAGGAAGCACACGGGGGCAAAGCCCUUCCAGUGUGCUGUCUGCAAUCGCAGCUUCUCCCGCUCCGAUCACCUGGCUCUCCACAUGAAGAGGCAUCAGAACUAAAAGCUGGACUUGCGUUGAGGCUGUUUUGUAUCUAUGCAAUUUCCUAUUGACUCUCGACAUACAACUGAAAUUAGUUUAAUUUUUCGAGUAUGGGCUAGCCAUUUAAAAGAAAUCUCAAAAGAAACUGGAAAUGUAUAUUUUGUAUAUUUAUGCAGAAAAAGGGAAGACACUGUAUCACAAUACCAGAGUGUUUGGUCGUUUGUUUGCUUUCAUGAUGUAUAUGGCUUUAGUCGGCAGGUUUCAUCUCUUUACAAGUAUUAUGUCUUGACACAUUGCAGCUUUAUAAAUUUUUUUUUCUCUUGCGGUGUUUUGACCAAAGCACUGUCAUUAUUGUGACAAUGUUUAGUAAACAAAUUAAUGAGAGGCUGCAGAUGAAUGAACGCAGUGGAAAAGCCAUGAAUUGUAAUCUGUCAGGUUUUUACUGGACAUACUUAGUACUUGUGGGGGUUUUUAAAAUGUUAAGUCGUUCUGUGGAGAUAAAACUACGUAGAAAAAUUCAUAAACAGCCAUAGAACAAAACAUUUUGUUCUGUAUGUUGCAUGUUUGCUAUGACAAAGAUUUUGUAAAUAUGCAAAUCAGCUUUUUAGGUUUAAUACAAAAGUUUUCUAAGAAUCAUCUG